AUGUCACAGUCGUCACCUCGCGGAUUUACCCCUAGGGGAAAUUCUCAUACCGACACUCAAGCACUGCUUGUCUAUCCCCUCUCGGUGGGUAUGGUCAAGUUCAGUAUCUUGGCUCAGUACCAUCGUAUUUUCGCUGUCAAGCAGUUUCGGAUAGCCACCAUUGGAGUCGGGCUUUUCGUCUUUGCCUAUACUAUAAUUUGCGUUUUUGUCAAUGCUUUCGAAUGUCACACGAAACCCUGGCGUGCAUGGGAUCCAAGCUUUCCCACAGGCUGCAACAAUCUCCCCAUGACAUAUUUCUCAACAGCGGGGAUCAAUAUCUUUACCGAUAUAGUAAUACUGCUCAUGCCAUUACCACUACUCAUGAAGCUAAACCUGCACACCAGGCGAAAAUAUGCACUCAUCGCCAUUUUCCUGACUGGAACAUUCGCCUCUGUCGCCUCUAUCGUCCGCCUAAACGCACUAUACAAAUACACAACAACAACAGACGUCUCCUACGACGCGAUCCAAAUCCUCUUAUGGUCGCAGGUCGAAGUCAAUGUCGCCAUCAUCUCCGCAUCCGCUCCAUCCCUGCGUCCCUUGUUCAACAAUAUCUUCAAGAGCUCAUCAUAUGCCCACUCUUACGGACAGUCCCCAUACCACGGCGCGUCUCAGACCCCAAAUGCGCAUGGCACGGCGAGAUCGCAGACGCUUCGGCCCAGGGAUGAUAGGGCUUUUGAGAUGAUGUGGACCAAUGGGCGCGGGGAGGGGAGUGGGCCUGGAAUGUCGGUUGAGGAAUCGGAAUCGACGAGGGUGCCGUCAAAUACUGAUCGGAAUAGUAGUCAGGAGUUUAUUUUGAUGCCUAAGUCGAAUAUCACCAAGACCGUUGUUAUCGAAAUGAAGAGCGAGGAAAGGAGGUGA
This is a messenger RNA of Penicillium vulpinum, 897 nucleotides long. RefSeq lists its product as uncharacterized. The coding region runs from base 1 to 897 and encodes 298 amino acids. The transcript is spliced from 4 exons. The record is from RefSeq and is a predicted model, not a curated record. Lineage: Eukaryota; Fungi; Ascomycota; Eurotiomycetes; Eurotiales; Aspergillaceae.